AUUUUCUCAACUCAUUUUCUCGAGAGAAAAAAAUUCAGUUUUCUUUUUUAAGCUAAUGGCAAAUCUAACGUUCUCUCUCAAAACAGCACUGAUAUCAACCGGAGUCAUAUCCAUGGCCGUUUUGUUUAAAGUUUCAGCUCCGUUUGUGACUGAAUUCGUAACGUCCGGUAUUCCUUCAACUUACGGUUUAAUACUUUCUUUUCUUCGGCCUCCGUACCUUUACCUUCUCAUCAACUGCAUCAUCAUCUCCAUCGUCGCUUCUUCCAAGCUCCAGGCUCAGAAGCCAGAGUCUCCUCAACUGAUCAAUCCUCCGGAGAUAGUUUCACCGGCGUUCAAGGUCUCGAGUGAAGUAUUUAGUAACGAGUUCAGUUAUGGAACCGCUCCAGCAAGAGUCCUUGCGGCGGAGGAGAGUAAGCGAGCGGUGGAGGAGGAGCAGGUUAAAGUGAUGACGGAGGUAGCGCCAAUGAGGAGUGAGUCUAUGGAGAUUAUGAGUUUGUUGGGGGAGAAAUCGGCGGAGAAGCCGCCGGUGUCGAAGAGAUUCGCUCAGCGGAAAGCUGUGAAAGCGGCGGCAGAAGGGAAAGCGUUGAGGGUGUCGAAGCCAAAACGGCACGAUACAUUGGAAUCGACGUGGAAGACGAUAACGGAGGGCCGUCCGAUGCCGUUAACACGUCACCUGAAUAAAUCCGACACGUGGGAACAACGUGCUCAAAAGGACCCUAAUACACCUCCCCCUCCCCCUCCUCUCCCAAACACCAUGAAGAAAUCCGAUACCUUCAACGAACGCACCAGGGAGCCGUCACUCGCUCGGUCUUCUGGAUCGGGCAAACUCAAGAGAGACCCCUCGUUGAGUCAGGACGAGCUGAACCGCCGAGUGGAAGAAUUCAUCAAGAAGUUUAACGAGGAAAUGAGGUUGCAAAGGCAGGAGUCUCUGAAUCGGUACCAGGAAAUGCUUAGAAGAGGGGCACAGUAGAGAUUUCAGUACUCCCUGGGGGUUAAAAAAGUAGAAGCAGUGCUCAUAUUACACAUUUACCUUAUUUUAGUGGGUAAAUAACUCCUGCUUUGU
Messenger RNA from Hibiscus syriacus, 1063 nucleotides. RefSeq lists its product as uncharacterized. The transcript is spliced from 2 exons. NCBI's taxonomy places the organism in Eukaryota, Viridiplantae, Streptophyta, Magnoliopsida, Malvales, Malvaceae. The record is from RefSeq and is a predicted model, not a curated record. The coding region runs from base 56 to 970 and encodes 304 amino acids.